UGACCAUCAAAGCCUAGCUAAUUGGAAGAAGAAGAGGAAGGAAUUAAUUCAUCAUAUCAAAACAUAUUCCAUCUUCUUAUUCUUCUAAUGAGGAAGCCAGAUCAUUCAUCAUCAAUGAUGAAGGAGAAAGGGAAUAGUUGUAAUAAUAAUAAUAAUAAUACUAAGGCAAAACUAAGAAAAGGGUUAUGGUCACCAGAGGAAGAUGAGAAGCUGAUGAAUUACAUGUUAACAAAUGGGCAAGGCUGUUGGAGUGACAUUGCUAGAAAUGCUGGCUUGCAAAGGUGUGGCAAAAGCUGUCGCCUCCGUUGGAUUAAUUACUUGAGGCCUGACCUUAAACGCGGCGCCUUUUCUCCUCAAGAAGAAGAACACAUUGUUCAUUUGCAUUCCAUUCUUGGAAAUAGGUGGUCACAAAUUGCAGCUCGUCUUCCAGGGAGGACUGAUAAUGAAAUCAAGAAUUUCUGGAAUUCCACAAUAAAAAAGAGAUUGAAGAAUAAUAACAACAACAAUAACAACAACACGUUAUCGCCUAACACCAGCGACUCCUCAUCCGACCCUAGGGCACUCAUGGGAGGAAUAAUCCCUAUGCAAGGACACGACGUAAAUCAUGUCAUGGCAGCCUUAUGCAUGGACAAUUCCUCAUCUACUAGCAACCAUUUUAAUCCUUUCCCUCAACUUGACAGUACCAACUACGACAUAAUCGGAGCUGGUUUAUACAAUUUUCCACCUUGUUUAGGUCAAUUUGAUGGAGAUGCCGGCGUUGUGGAUUAUGGUGUUGUGGAAAAUUAUAGUACGAUGGGGUUAGGAAGUGAUUUUUCAGUUCCCACAUUAGAGGGUGGUGGAAAUAAGAGUAUGGGGGAGAAUAAUAAUAAUGUUAACUUUAGUAGUAGUAAUAUUAAUGCUGCUAAUAUUGACUAUAAUUCCAUGAUUGAAAAGAAAAUUAAUGGAAACAACAACCAGCAGUUGAUGUUGAGUGAGACUAGUAGUGAUCAAAGUCUCAAAGUUGAAGACUAUAUGGUUGGUUUUGGGAAUCAUCAUCAACAUCAUUGGCAUGGAGAAAGCUUAAGAAUGGGAGAAUUUGAUUGGGAAGGUUUGUUGGCAAAUGUUUCCUCCUUACCUUACCUUGAUUUUCAAGUUGAAUAACUACUCUCUCCAACCCUCCACCCCACCCCCACACAAUAAAGACACAAAUACCCUUUUCCCAUAUUUUUUUCUUUUUCUUUUGGAUAAUUGGGAAAUCUGCGAAAGCUAGCGGCUAAAGAUUCUAAACUCGAAAGAUGAUAGGCUUGCUCUUCUACCUUUCUUCACCUAAAUACCAACGGUAUUGUCUUUCCAAGUCUUCUUCCAUCUAUUCGUUUUACUUAAAUCAUUUCCACAAUUUACAGAAAAUUUUGAGAUACGUAAACUUCUUUUCUUUAUUUUCCAUUAUAAAACACUUCGACUAGAUUUUCUUUUGUAGUUGGCAUUUUUUUUUUUGUAUACAUGUUCUUCCUUCGUAUUGAUCUUUUUGUUCCCUUCAACCAAAAGUUCCUUCAUUAAGAUUCAUAGACGUUUAGAAAUAAGUCUUCAAAUUUGGAAACACAUUUUCAGUGAGGGCAGUUUUAAUCAUUAUCAAGGAUUAUGGAGAUACGGGGGAAAUAACCCUUCUCAAGAAGCAAAGUGUGAAUAGAGAAUGAGCACAUAAUACAUAUAUAGAAGAUUACAAAGAGAAAGUAAAUAAAAGGGCCAGUUGUUGAUUUGUAAGCAGUCUUUGUACAUGUACAGAUAUGGAUCAAUAAUCUUUUGAAGAUAAUUAGUGAGUUACACGUUUAUCAGAAUACGGAUGGAGAGAAUUGUUGUACGUUCUUUAAUUUGUAUACACAAAGGAAUAAG
Messenger RNA from Nicotiana tabacum (common tobacco), 1869 nucleotides. RefSeq names its product transcription factor MYB83-like. The record is from RefSeq and is a predicted model, not a curated record. NCBI's taxonomy places the organism in Eukaryota, Viridiplantae, Streptophyta, Magnoliopsida, Solanales, Solanaceae.